CUGUAAGAGCGUAUGAUACUGAGAUACAUUGUUUGAAGCACAUCUAAAACCUCUUGUUGCAGUGGUCCUAUGAGCAGCAAUAUAUAGAAUGAAAAUAUUCAGUUGACAUUUCCGGGAAACGAAUGUAAUGCGUGCCAUAAUUUGGGGAUGUUCCUUGGCCUCUGUCAAGGUUUAAUAAGUUGUGAUAGUCAAUUCACUGUCUUCCAGUAGUGCUUGCAGGCUGUUCAUUUCAAAAUUAAAACGUUAAAUUCCAAGAAUCAAAGCUUCCAAGCAACCAAACCCUGCAAACAAAACUAUUGUGCAUGAUAUUUACUUCUUUGUUGCCUGGGAAUCCUGUCGCUACUCCACACCUCACUCCAAACAUUUGCUAAAAGCACUGAAUGGUUCUUGCAGGUACCUUGCAGUUUAGGAAAGAUCACAAACACACAGAUCAGAGACUUGUAACUAUUGAGUAGCUGAGAUAGUGAUGAGUAAUCGAGAGGUGGUGGUUCUGAGCGUGGGAGGUGUGAGAUUUGUAACCCGGGCUUCUACCUUGCAGCAGUUUCCUGAGUCCAGGCUAGCACGGAUGUUGAAUGAUGAUGACCAGGAAUUUAAACUGGUGAAUGGAGAGUUUUUUGUGGACAGAGAUGGAACUUUGUUUAGUUACAUCAUGGACUUCUUGAGGACUCUCCAGGUCUCCUUACCUACUGAUUUCUCAGACUAUCAGAGGCUGCAGAGAGAAGCAGAAUUCUAUGGGCUCAGCCCUCUGGCCGACCUCCUGAGCCAGGAACACUUGCUGAAGCCAAGGCUGGAGAUCUUGGAAGUCCGUUUUUCUCUCCAAGAGAUGCAGGCUUUUUUCCGGAUCUUUGGUUCCUGCAGUACCACUGUUGAGACGCUAGCUGAACAGAUCACUGUGUUUGCUGGGCAGCAGUCAGGACAGAGCUGGAAUAGCCCUUUUCCUUCUCAGAAACCACUCCUUCCACUUCCUUUGGAAAGACCUUCUCAUCACGACAUGGUUUUUCAGUGUGGUACUGACUACUCUGCUGGUGACCAGUUUGUGGCCAGGUAUGUUUCCAUAAAGCCUGAUAAUAGAAAGCUGAUUAACGGUACUAAUGUGCUAGGCCUGCUGCUUGACACUUUACUCAAGGAUGGAUUUCGCCUCAUAAGCACCAGGACAGUCUCCAGUGAAGAAAAAAUCGAAUGCUACAGUUUUGAAAGGAUGAAGAGGCCAGCAGGCCUUACUGUCGUGGUGAAGCAAACCCCAGGGAUCUCCGGGGUAGCACAGGCAAAGAGAAGCCAGGUGCAGAGAGGGAAAUAA
Molecule: messenger RNA, 1297 nt
Organism: Phaethon lepturus (White-tailed tropicbird)
Lineage: Eukaryota; Metazoa; Chordata; Aves; Phaethontiformes; Phaethontidae
Gene: KCNRG
Product: potassium channel regulator
Exons: 2
Coding region: 467-1297 (276 amino acids)
Biological process (GO): negative regulation of delayed rectifier potassium channel activity; protein homooligomerization
Cellular component (GO): endoplasmic reticulum
Molecular function (GO): protein binding
Source: RefSeq, a predicted model, not a curated record